AUGUCUUCAUCUGCGCCUCGCGGCGGCGAGCGCAUGAUCCAUCAGGAUUUCAUCGCCAGAAUCAGAUACUCCAAUGCACUACCGCCGCCCCCCAAUCCACCGAAGCUGCUCGACAUUCCCAACACUGGCCUCGCCAGCGGCCAGUAUACGACGCCCGGCUUCGCAUCACGUCUUGCCAGAGAGCAGCCGUUGAACAUCGAGGUCGACGCGGAACUGGGUAUGCCCCUGGACCUGGUUGGCAUGCCAGGCAUCUUCGACGGAGACGAGAGCUCAAUUCAAGCACCUUCACACCCUCCUCAAGUCCAUCCCCAUGAUCGACCACUCCUCAGACCGCUGUCCACACUAGGCAGAGCCAAGAGCAGCACCGAAGCCUCGGUCUCUUUCCUUCGCAGAACCGAGUACAUCUCCUCCGUGAUGCCCCGAAAGGGGGCUGCCGGCGCGGCCGGCGCCUUUAUAAACCCCAAGCUCAAGCGUCCCGAGAAGCGUCGCUCGCCGGAGCCUGACAAGGACUCUCCCGCUGCCAUCAGACGCAAGAUCGAGAAGAGCUUCGAAAGCGCCGAGCGCUUCCUCAGCAACCCGACCCGUCAUCGCCACCCGAGCAAGCCUAACGUCCGCCUCAUGUCAUCCCACCAGCUCCUUCCCGAUCAUGACGCGCUCCCCGACUCUGGCGCCUACGUCACCGUCAAGCUCCUCACCAACCCUGUCGCGAGCGGCAACAAGUACGACCGCCGCCUCCUCAGCGGUCUCCUGCGACCCCUCGACAGAAGCCGUGAAGAGAAUGAGGCAUUCCAAGCCGCCAUCGAGGCUCACGAGCGCGACCCCGCCCGCAACCCCAAGCCCCAGAACCUCAUGGACUACAGCUUCUUCUUGCCCGCAUCAGUUUCCACAGCUGAGAACUUCCGCUCCAAGUUUGAUCCAGAGAAUCCCGAUAAGGACGACGAUUCUCUGUACACACAUAAGAGCGAAGGCACCGACGGUUGCUUCAAGUUCUCGCGUCUCCGUGCCUACGAGACAACCAAAGAAACGGAGCUGGACCACAACACCAAGUACGACGAGGAGCUCAUCCUUGCCUUCAACGACGAGCCGACCAGCACCCGGCAGAAGGCCGCUUACUACUAUCCUGUCAUUCAACGCACCCAAAUCCGCCCUCAACGUGCCAAGAACAUUGCACGCACUCUCACCCAGGUGGAGGACGACACCCAGGUCGUCAACGAAGUUGAGAUUUCCGUCUGCGACCCCAAGGGUACGACCGCGGAGAACAUGAAGCGAUACCGUGAGAAGCCAAUUGGCUUCGUGGAGGAGGUCCAGGAGCCUGAAGGAGCCGAGGGCAAUGGCGAGGAAGCUGCCCUUCCAUCGCCCAGCCCUGAAAGGGAUGCUGACGGCGAUGAAGAGGACGAUGAUUAG
Colletotrichum gloeosporioides is the source of this 1404-nucleotide messenger RNA. RefSeq names its product RNA polymerase II-associated protein 1-like. Gene Ontology annotation, biological process: transcription elongation by RNA polymerase II. Gene Ontology annotation, molecular function: RNA polymerase II complex binding; chromatin binding. Lineage: Eukaryota; Fungi; Ascomycota; Sordariomycetes; Glomerellales; Glomerellaceae. Bases 1 to 1404 code for a protein of 467 amino acids. The transcript has 2 exons. Gene Ontology annotation, cellular component: Cdc73/Paf1 complex. The record is from RefSeq and is a predicted model, not a curated record.